Molecule: messenger RNA, 770 nt
Organism: Pararge aegeria (speckled wood butterfly)
Lineage: Eukaryota; Metazoa; Arthropoda; Insecta; Lepidoptera; Nymphalidae
Product: ATP synthase subunit C lysine N-methyltransferase
Exons: 1
Coding region: 107-700 (197 amino acids)
Biological process (GO): regulation of mitochondrial ATP synthesis coupled proton transport; positive regulation of proton-transporting ATP synthase activity, rotational mechanism; peptidyl-lysine trimethylation
Cellular component (GO): mitochondrion
Molecular function (GO): protein-lysine N-methyltransferase activity
Source: RefSeq, a predicted model, not a curated record
CCAUAGUUCAGCAGUCAUUCAAAAUCAAAACAAUUGGUUAACCUCAAAUAUUACGUGAAGCAAUUUAAACUUUAAAAAAUAAUAUUGUUCUACGAUUGGCUGUAAAAUGGAAUUUGAACCUAACUUAGAUAGUAAAAUUCAGAAGACAUCUAAACUAUCACAGUUUGGCAAAGCUUUGAUUUAUACUACAGGUGGUUUAGCAGUUGGUGUGAGCAUUAUAUGUAUACCAUUUGUAUCACCUGCUUUUAGAAAAGUUUGUCUACCCUAUGUACCAGCUACUACUGAUCAGUUGGCAGGAGUUACUGCGGCACUGAAGGGUCGAAGUGGAAGACUGUUAGACAUUGGGUCUGGAGAUGGCAGAAUAGUAUUUACAGCAGCUAAACUUGGUUUUAAAGCCGACGGAGUAGAACUUAACCCAGUUUUAGUCUAUUUCUCUAGAGUUUCAGCACUUAUCAAUCGUCAACAUCGCGAAACCAAGUUCUACAGACAAAAUCUAUGGAAAUUCAAUUUGACUCCUUAUAAUAAUAUAGUAAUAUUUGGUGUAGAACAAAUGAUGAAAGAUUUUGAAAAAAAAAUAUUACUUGAAGUUAAAGAUGGUACAGUGGUGGUAGCUUGUAGAUUUCCAUUACCUAAUAUGAUACCAAUUGAAACUAUAGGACAUGGUGUUGAUACUAUUUGGAAAUAUGUUGUAAAAAGAUAAUACUGAUUGAACAUUAUUCAUAUAUGUUUAUAUCUUGUAUGUACUUAAAAUAUGUUUCAUAAUUUAUUAA